This is a messenger RNA of Penicillium bovifimosum, 1737 nucleotides long. RefSeq names its product U4/U6-U5 snRNP complex subunit PRP3. Gene Ontology annotation, cellular component: U4/U6 x U5 tri-snRNP complex. Gene Ontology annotation, biological process: mRNA splicing, via spliceosome. The record is from RefSeq and is a predicted model, not a curated record. The coding region runs from base 1 to 1737 and encodes 578 amino acids. The transcript has a single exon. Lineage: Eukaryota; Fungi; Ascomycota; Eurotiomycetes; Eurotiales; Aspergillaceae.
AUGGCCGACGCAUCGGGAAAUUCGUUGAAGCGUCCUCACGCCGAGGAUCAAAUCGACAACUCCCAGAAAAGGACCCGCUCCAACCAUGGGUCCCCGGUACCAGCUCAAGGAGGUGCUGCCCCGGGAAAACCAGAUAUCGCGAAAAUGGUCGCCGAGGCAAGAGCAAAGGCAGAUGCUGUCCGCGCUCGCCUUCAAGCACGCAGCGGCGCGACGGCGAGUCCGACGCCCCCUCCACCAUCAGCACCGGCUUCGGCAAGUCCUACUCCGCCAGCGCCCAGUCCCGGAAUGUCGAGAUUAGAACAGAUGAAAGCUAGGGUCGCUGCAGCUACCCAAAGAGCCAAUGCACCCUCUUUGUCACGACCUAGUGCGCCUGCGCCAUCCCACCAACCUCCGGUUCGCGACGAUGAGGGUAUGAACAAGGCCCGCGGUGGCCUAGAUGUUGGUCUUCACCCUGCACUUCUCUCCGAUACUAUACCUGAACCUCGUGGUGGACGUCAAGCCAAGCCAAAACGCGCCGGUGGGCCCCAGCUCGAUCUGUCUGGGCCGUCUGUGGAAGAAAUCAAGAACAACCCAUACUUCGAUCCAGCUCUCAAUCCCAAGGCAACGAUCGCAAAGCCCCGACAAACUCGACAGCUUAUCUUCAACCAGAAAGGCAAAUAUAUCCAGCAGGCUGCCGCUCUGCGCAGACAGGCACAGUUGGAGGCUAUGAAGAAGAGGAUUGCAGAGAAAGCGCGACAGGCCGGUCUCGAGGACGACAUUGACGUGGAGAAAGCGUUCCUUGUUCCUGCUCCACCAGCUAUUGAGUGGUGGGACGAAGGUCUGGUCAAUGGUGGCGACUACAAUGCAAUUGAUGACCCGCAAAACAUCAAAAUCGAUACCCCCGACACUAUCAUCACCCGCUAUAUUCAGCACCCUAUUCAGCUUGAACCUCCACAAGAUAAACAUGCGCCCCCGCAAAAGCCAAUGUAUCUUACUCCCAAGGAACAAGCUAAGAUCCGACGACAGCGACGCAUGGCGGACCUCAAGGAACAGCAAGCCAAGAUCAGACUGGGUCUUAUUGAAGCACCGGCUCCUAAGGUCAAGAAAUCAAACCUCAUGCGUGUUUUGGGAGAACAAGCGGUCAAGGAUCCCACGGCGGUUGAAGCCCGGGUUACCAGGGAGAUCGCAGAGCGAAGGGAGGCCCACGAGAUGGCGAACGAAGAGCGCAAACUGACCAAAGAGCAACGUCACGAGAAAUUAGCAGCGCAGCAGGAGAAGGACGCUGCUAUGGGCAUCUUCCAAUCCGUGUACCGGAUUGACAGUCUGGCGAGCGGGCGAAACCGUUUCAAGAUCGGCAAGAACGCGGAGCAGAAUAAAUUGACCGGCAUUUGCAUCAUGCAUCCCAGGUUCAAUUUGGUGGUUGUUGAAGGCGGCAAGCACUCUAUCAAUAAUUAUCGAAAGUUGAUGAUGAACCGCAUCGACUGGACCGAAAACCCCGGUUCUGAUCGUGUAGCCCCAGACAGCCCCGAAGCCCAGGUGUCUUGGUUGUCUACUGAGGAUGAGAAGGGAGAGCCUCGGGAUCUCAGUUCGAACACUUGCAAUCUCCUCUGGGAAGGCCAGGUCAAGGCCCGGGCUUUCAAGAGAUGGUUUGGUGCUCGUAUUUGCGAAACGGACUCGGCAGCCAAAGACGCAUUGUCCCGGGCGAAGAUGGAGAACUUCUGGACUUUGGCAAAGAGUGCUCAGGCAGCUGGGCGUUAA